Messenger RNA from Cetraspora pellucida, 858 nucleotides. NCBI's taxonomy places the organism in Eukaryota, Fungi, Glomeromycota, Glomeromycetes, Diversisporales, Gigasporaceae. The record is from the annotation of a GenBank genome assembly.
AUGUCAGCUACUUGCGUUGCAGAAUCCUCUUCAUCUCCUACUAUUACCGUUACCGCAUCCGCUUCCACAAAUGUCCCUAUUGCCAUAACUAUUCCCCCCGAGAUUUUCAUCAAAAUAUGUGAACAUUUACCACCUUCAGAUCUUUUAUCGUUGACUGGUGUUUGUAAAAGAUUUCGUGGAUUUUUGUGUUCUCCAGAAUCUUUAUUAACACAAGAUAUCUGGCGUACUUCAAGAAUCUGGUUCUUACCCGGCCUUCAAUUGCCACCUCCUGAUGGAAUGUAUGAAGAAGAAUAUAUUAGAUUUGCAUGUUUAUUGACUCGUUGUCAAUAUUGUACUUCUCAAAAAAUGGUCAAAGUUUACUGGCAAUUUCAGGUUAGAUGUUGUCAAGAGUGUCUAUUAAAAUAUACUACACCCAUCAUUAAAGAUCAUAAUUGGAUGACUGACAACGUGUUCACUGGCUUGGUAUAUGUUAGGCAUAAUAAUCAAAUUCUUUUCUGGACUUCCGAUCUAAAAGCAUCAUAUAGAGAAUUUGAAGUAAUUAGUGGCAAUAAUUAUCUGAAAUGGGUUGCUGACCGAAAAGAAAAGCGUAUUCGUAUAAUGGAUGAUGCUGCUCUGCGUGAUCAAGCAGCUGCAGCUGCUGAAGAAGAAAGCAAUAAACUAUUAGGUUCUGCUACAACUGAUACUACAACUAAUAUACCAACAGUUAGCGCUUUAGGUGUUGAUGUUGAUCCAAGACAAUUUGCACUUUCACAAAUUCGUAUCACUGGCACAAGGUCAAGUGUUUCUUCAGCAGUGUCAGCGUUGCAACAUUUUGGUCAUAUUGAUACCCUCGACAUUAUGAUAAUGGAUUCCCCUUAA